This is a messenger RNA of Erigeron canadensis, 1540 nucleotides long. Its product is annotated as UDP-glycosyltransferase 75C1-like. Bases 116 to 1477 code for a protein of 453 amino acids. Lineage: Eukaryota; Viridiplantae; Streptophyta; Magnoliopsida; Asterales; Asteraceae. The record is from RefSeq and is a predicted model, not a curated record. Gene Ontology annotation, molecular function: UDP-glycosyltransferase activity. The transcript has a single exon.
UCACUUCUAUUUUUGCUCAAAAACACUACUUAUAUACGAAUUAAGCCUAUCACUUCAAUUCUUACAUAUAUAUAGCUACAAGUGUUGAACAAAUACCGGCCGACAUAUAUUAUAUAUGGCUCAAACUCAACAUCACUUCCUGUUAGUAACCUAUCCAGCUCAAGGUCACGUUAACCCAGCUCUCGAGUUUUCUAAACGACUCAUCCGCCAAUUAGGUGCUAAAGUUACCUUCAUCAUCACUGCCUCCGCCUAUCGCAAAAUCGGUCGGGUUCCAGAAGGUUUCAACUUUGUCGUAUUUUCAGAUGGCUUUGAUGAUGGUUUCAAGUCCAUUGCCCAUGAUCAUACGUUUUUCAUGACUCAGUUGAAGACACGCGGAUCAGAGAGUGUGAAACAAACUAUUCUUUCUAAUAGUGCUCAAAAUAAUGGCACUCAUCCGAUUACUUGCUUGGUUUAUACACCCCUACUUCCUUGGGCCGCAGAAAUAGCGCGUGGCCUUAAUGUGCCAUCAGCACUUCUUUGGAUUCAACCAGCUUCGAUAUUACGAGUCUAUUACUAUUACUUCAACGGGUACGAUAAACUCAUUAGAGAUUGUACAAGUAGUGAACCUAUUGAAUUACCGGGGUUACCAGCUCUUACAAGUCACGACCUCCCUACCUUUUGUCUCCCGUCAAACCCUUACGGAUUUUUUUUGGAUGCAGUCAAAGAGCAACUUGAUAUGGUGGCUUCUGAAGAGAAGCCGAUAAUAUUUGUUAAUAGUUUUGAUGCGUUGGAAGAAGAGGCGCUCAAAGAGAUUGAUGAUGGCAAGCUAAGCAUGAUUGCUAUAGGACCCUUGGUUCCAUGGGGAGAUUUAGUUUUUGAAAAAUCAAAAGACGACGACUACAUAAUGGAAUGGAUUGCAACAAAGCCCAAAGGGUCUAUUGUGUAUGUAUCUUUUGGGAGCCUCUUAGUGCUAACAAAGAAUCAAAAAGAUGCAAUAGCACAAGGUUUGUUAGAAUGUGGGAGGCCGUUUUUGUGGGUGAUCAGAAAUGGUGGCGUGGAAGGUGAAGAGAACAAAGAAAAGGUGGGUUAUAUGGAGGAAUUGGAAAAAUUGGGUUUGAUAGUUCCAUGGUGCAGUCAACUAGAGGUGUUGUCGCACCCGUCUUUGGGCUGUUUUGUGACGCAUUGUGGUUGGAACUCGACGUUGGAGACUAUAGUUUGUGGGGUUCCAGUAGUGGCAUUUCCUCAUUGGACUGAUCAGCCAAUGAACGCGAAGCUUCUGGCGGAUGUAUGGGAGACAGGAGUGAGGGUCACACCUAAUGAAGAUGGAGUGGUUGAAGGGGAGGAGAUUAGAAAAUGCAUUGAAAUGGUGAUGGCUGAUGAUGAAAAAGGAGUAGCAAUGCGAAAUAAUGCUAACAAGUGGAAGGAUUUGGCAUCGGCGGCUGUGAAAGAAACCGGAUCUUCUAAUACAAAUCUCAAAUCUUUUCUCGAGUUAAUAUAACUUUGACAAAGUGCUAAUUGUUUCCUCAUUAAUAAAAUUAAAUCCGGAAAUCUUUCUGUUAAA